AUGGCAAGCAACAAUUAUAGCAGAGAAGAAUUGAGAAGAAAAAUCUUAGAAACUAGGUCCCAUCGAGUGCCUCUUACCAACGACGACAAUGUCAACACUACUUUCCUUCAUUCACCUCCACCGCCACCACCACCACCACCUCCAUCCCCAGCAUCAUCAACAUCCUCAUCAUCAUCAACAUCAAGUGCUCGUCAACCUUUUCGUGUGACACACACAAAAUCAUCCCCUUCAUCAUUCUUCCCCAUUAAUGUUCAUGACCCCGACCAUCACAUCUCUGCCUCUCCCCUUCAUCAUCACAGCAAUGCUGAACCUGAGGGUGAGGAUGAUGCUACUGAUUCUAGUGAAGAUGUUCAGAUUGCUUUGGAUGAUAUGAUGAAAGUACAACCAUCACUUGACACAUCAGUCCAAAGAAUCUCAAUUGAUAAAGAACCGCCCCAGUUGUCUCCAAACGAAUGAGUACCAACUAUUGCUUAUGAGAGUACACGCCUUAUUUGUGUACUCAUAAUAGCAUUCUUAGUUAUUUUGGAAUAUUAACUAUAGUACAUAAUGUACAUGACAGUAUCUUUCAGCUUGUUCUGACUUCUGAGGACUGCCAAGAUCGACCAUCAUUACGAGCAGAGAUUAAUAAGUACAAUUGGUGGAUAAUAUAUUGAAGCAUGGUUUAGUUGGGCGAUAAAUAUCCUGCCAACUAUAGGUUUUGCAACUCAUAGUGACCAACUGCUCUGUAAAGUGCUUAGGAGUUGGAAUUCAUUGAAUAAACUGGGGACCAAUAUUUCUGGAAGACUGGAACUUUAAAUCUUUUCUUUGUAAUACAAAAAGGCAUGAUGGAAUCAUGGAAGGAGAGAACUUCUACUGUUUUGC
Quercus lobata is the source of this 861-nucleotide messenger RNA. Its product is annotated as zinc-finger homeodomain protein 10-like. The record is from RefSeq and is a predicted model, not a curated record. The coding region runs from base 1 to 456 and encodes 151 amino acids. The transcript is spliced from 2 exons. Lineage: Eukaryota; Viridiplantae; Streptophyta; Magnoliopsida; Fagales; Fagaceae.